AUGUCUCUUCUUUCUCAAAUUCGAGGAGGGUUGGCAACCGCGCAGCACGAGCUGUCCAAGCAUGCCAACGCAGGAGGCAUUCAUCACGCCAUCGGAAAUGUUCAGACCGGCAUCUAUUCCAUCGCAGCACGCCUCAGCGACCAAUCUACGAUAGAGAAGCAAGGAAACUUGAACAAUAAGGCCGCAAGUCCAUCCGAAGCAGCGCAAGAAGGCUGCACUCACGUCGAAAUCAGAAUGACUGGCGGCAAAGACGCACCGAUCGAAGCAACAACUCACUCUAGGGCUGGAGAUGCUGUCACGAACGAUGAGAUAGUCGGCGAGUGUUCGAGCAUAAACACUGCGAUACGAGAUACUUCUGAGGUCGCUGGGACGGAUAAAGCUACAUGUACAUGUACAUGCUCGAAUCAGGACAGCGAACAACAUGAAGGCUCGACGAACUUCAUGGGCAACGCCCAAGCAGCGGCUCAGCAGCUCGGCAAGGCAGCCUGGGAGAAUCCUCUCCUCGCUGCAGCCACCGUAGCUACUGGAACUGGGCUUCUCGUUGUUGCUGCUCCCGCGGUUCUUACAGCUCCGAUCAUGGGCCUCGCUGGAGCAGCAGGCUUUACACCAGCAGGGAUAGCUGCCUCUUCUGCUGCAUCAGCCAUACAUGCGAGCUUUGGCAGCGUUGCCGCUGGGAGCAUUUUCGCAACAUUGCAGAGCGCUGCCGCUGGAGGAUACGGAGUGGGCGUGCUGGCUGGCGCAGCUCAGACUGCUGGAGGCGCUGUAGCUGGUGUUGGCGGUGUUGGCGGGGUCCUGACGUACUUCAAGGGGAAGGACAAGCCGCAGCCAGAGUCGACGGAGGAGGAGAAGGAGAAGAACCAGUAG
Messenger RNA from Trichoderma aggressivum f. europaeum, 864 nucleotides. RefSeq lists its product as uncharacterized. The record is from RefSeq and is a predicted model, not a curated record. Lineage: Eukaryota; Fungi; Ascomycota; Sordariomycetes; Hypocreales; Hypocreaceae. Bases 1 to 864 code for a protein of 287 amino acids. The transcript is spliced from 4 exons. Gene Ontology annotation, cellular component: membrane.